UGAAAUGAGAGAGUAAGGUAUAAAAUGAGACAAAAGAAUGAAGGUGGGAGCAGCUGACUGCAGGAGUGCAGACAUCUACGGAUGGUAGUGAAGCCUGAGGACCCAAACCCACUGGGAUGCUGGAGUGAUGCUCUUUGGACAACCUGCGGGAUUCUCCAUCAGCUUUUGAGACUCAGCAACCGCUCUGGAGAAAUGUCCCCUGUGUAAAACCCCAGCUCCUGUACCAUGUACCAGUCUGGCUUUGUGCCGCGGGAGUAUUACCCAACUGUGAUUCCACCUUCUGCCUAUACCUACCCACCGCUGCAGACUGGGAGAGCACAAGACAUGACCAGCUCUGUGAUGUUCCCUCCUAUCCACAUGCACAACUUCUACAGCCGACCCAUCACCUUUGUGGUGGACCGGAACAGCUACCCUGACUACGUGGGAGGUCAGGUGGAGUAUCAUCAUCUCUACAGUGCCUCCAAUCCCUACUUCCGUCCAUACUACACCUGGCACUACCCUCCUGUGGUCCCCAUCCCUCUCUACAAUCCCUAUGCAAACUACAAUCCCUACGCUGCCUACCAGAGGUCAGAUCAGUAUCGAGACACAUGGCCAGAAGGCUUCACGAUGAGAGGGGAGCUUCAAUGGGGGAGGCUUGGAAAGGUGUUUGGACCAAGGAAAGACCUCCCAGAAUUUGUGAAGGAUGAUCUCCGGAGGGUUUAUGGCACCUACCCACGGACCAGUGUCUCCAUAACCUACCGGAAAGGGGAGUUCUUGGUCAAGGGAGACCCCAAGGCAGGAGAGCAGGAAUAUGCAGUGGAAAAAAAAGUCAUCCAGCGGGCUGUGACCCCCAGUGCCAGCGAAGCAGAUGACAGCAGUGAGGACCGGAACCGUAAGAAGAAAAAGAAACUGAGACAUUGAUGUAGUCAGUCACUUGAUGGACAGAUGCUCCAGAGCCCUCAUGGGAGCUGCUUGGCAGCUGUUCUUGGUGCAGCUGGCAAGUAGCACAAGCAAUGGAUUCCACCACUCCUGUUGGCUUUUAAUUGCUCCCCAUCCUCCACAAGCUUAUGGCAGCUUUACCCUGUUUGAUGCACAAUGCCCAUCCUGUGAAGAAACGUGGCACGUGACUAUCUGUCGGAUCAGCUCUUUGAUCCUGGUUUUGAAAGGAACGUUUGAUGUCCACUGGUUUGGUUGAGUGGUCACGGUCUGGUGGGGGGAUUUCCAGACAGCAGCCCUUGAUUAGAAGAUGAGCCUCUUCCUACCCUGUCCAAGGGAAGGUCCUGGAAGCUGGCUCCCUUCCUGGCACUCAGUUAAGGAGAUCAAAGUGGGAUUUCCUCCAGGCUGGGGGCAGUGCAGGUCCCAGGGGAGAGAGGGGUUCUUGAACACUGUAAAGAGCAAUUGUCUGCAUAUCUUGUCACUGCUGUUUAUGACCAUACCAUUGUGCUUAAUCACCAUGUGAUGCCUGUACGCAGCACUUCCCUACACGCUGGCGGAAGAUCCUGGUGUCCCCAUCCUCUUACACUUGGUAACCUGGUGCUCAGUUCUCCUGGCCACGUGUCCUUGUUGAAAUGGCUGCUUGAGGCCCUGCUCUGGGUCUGAUUUGGCUCUGGUUGGAGGUGCUGGCUCUCCAGCGAGGUUACUGGAGUUGUGUGAACCACAGCACUUCCACAGCUUGGUCUCUUGGAAGGGUGGCCUUCAGAGUUGUGCUGGAAACCUGGAGGGUUGUGAGGGGCUGGGUCUAACUUGCUUGCAAACUUCUGUACCUUUUAAAUUAUUAUAAAUAAACAAUAAAAAACCCCA
Molecule: messenger RNA, 1779 nt
Organism: Gymnogyps californianus (California condor)
Lineage: Eukaryota; Metazoa; Chordata; Aves; Accipitriformes; Cathartidae
Gene: C6H10orf95
Product: chromosome 6 C10orf95 homolog
Exons: 2
Coding region: 226-900 (224 amino acids)
Source: RefSeq, a predicted model, not a curated record